AUGAGCACGACGGCCGAAUCCGAACUUUCUUCACACUCGAACACUACACCUAAUACCUCCACGACUACGUCGGAAGACUCAGAAGCUUCGGCAAUGAAAACCCCUGUAUCCAUCAACUCCUCCCGUGCCUCCGUCCUAUUCUCCAACAUCCAAGACGUGCGCUCUCGAAUCUCCUCCGUUCUCACUUCCCCGCCUCGCGCCUCACCAGCAUCCGCAUAUCUCCCUUCGAAGCCGCCUCGCCUCGUCGCCGUCUCCAAAUUGAAACCCGCCAGCGACAUACUCGCUCUCCAUACCAUUCCUCGUUCACUUUCACCGGCACAGGCGAAAAUAAGUACCAGUCGUCAAACAGAAGAACCACAAAGAGAGACAGAGACGCAGACAGAGGCAGAGCCCCAGCUUCAUUUCGGCGAGAACUACGUGCAAGAACUCCUCGAGAAAUCCCGCCUCUUACCACACAGCAUUCGAUGGCACUUCAUCGGCGGCUUACAAAGCAAUAAAUGCACCGCACUCGCACGGGACGUUAUAUCACUAUGGGCCGUCGAAAGCGUAGACAGUGAGAAGAAAGCAGCACUGUUAGAUAAAGGGCGCGGCGAACGGAAUGCUCGAUUACAUUCCGAGCCUUCUACUGCCAUCCCUUCGUCCGACUCUGCUGGCGCGGGAACAGAAACAGAAGCUCGGACCGAACCAGGUCCGUUAAGGGUAUUUAUCCAAAUCAACACCAGUUCUGAACCGAACAAAUCGGGCCUCGACCCCGGCAAUCCCGAGCUUCUCUCGCUCGCGCGGUACAUUCGCAACUCAUGCCCCAAUUUGUCUCUGCAAGGUGUAAUGACAAUUGGUGCUCUGGCGCGCAGUCAAGCCACGACGCCCGAAACCGAGAAUGAGGAUUUCAUCGUGCUCCGACAGACGCGCGACAAGUUGGCGAAGGAUCUAGGAAUGGAUGUAUCCGAGUUGGAACUGAGUAUGGGUAUGUCGGAGGAUUUUGAGGGGGCGAUACGGCAGGGCAGCAACGAGGUGAGGGUGGGAAGUACGAUUUUUGGGGAGAGGCCGGCCAAAAAAGACGCGAGGAUUUUAUAA
Rhinocladiella mackenziei CBS 650.93 is the source of this 1074-nucleotide messenger RNA. RefSeq lists its product as uncharacterized. The transcript has a single exon. Lineage: Eukaryota; Fungi; Ascomycota; Eurotiomycetes; Chaetothyriales; Herpotrichiellaceae. The record is from RefSeq and is a predicted model, not a curated record. Gene Ontology annotation, molecular function: pyridoxal phosphate binding. Bases 1 to 1074 code for a protein of 357 amino acids. Gene Ontology annotation, cellular component: intracellular anatomical structure.